AUGUUCCUUCAGUCUGAAGAAUCUCAGUUGGCGAAUUUACCUAGUACACCCCUCAUUUCUGUGCCCGGCCCACUCGAGGAGUUUACCCCAUUCUCCCGAUUACCUUUAGAAUUAAGACGCAAGAUCUGGGGAUUCGCAGCUCUAUCCCACCCAAGAAUCUUUGAACUGGUAUGGUGUAGCUCUGAAAAUUACCUUCAUCGAUUGUUCAAAGUUUCGAAACAGACCAAUAGUGUCCCACCAAUCCUGGAAGUCAACAGAGAGGCCCGUGAAGAAGGCAUGCGCACCUUCGAAAAGCGAGUAUUCAAUAAUUGCAACACCAAUACUGGAAGUCCUUUCAAAGUCGAAGGAGAAAAGCCUCAGUGUACAUGGUUCAAUCCCGAUCUGGACACAAUCUACUUUGGCGAAAAUACAUCACAUCUUCAAGGUUCCUGCAAAUGUAAUUGGAUUUCUAGAGACUGGAAUCCUGGUCACAGGAAGGUAACAAGUCUUCAAAUUCUUCAUGGCAAGCCUCCGAAAGAUGCAAAUUCGUCUAUGUUCCCAGGCUCACCCAGCACAAGGGAGGUUUCCAUCGUUCUCCCGUCUUUCAUAUACAGAUAUGCGGCAGGAGAAAUGCCAAAUACGAUCACUUUCCGUCCUUCCGUUCAUAAUGUUCUUGAGAUAGAUGGUGUACGAAUAGCUGCAGCAUGGGCCAAUGAAAUCCAUGAAAUUCGAUCCGGGCUUGACUUCGGAUGGGGACCAAGCAGAUGGAAAAAUGACAGUUGUCCUGAUUUCGAUUUUGUUUCCUUUGCUCCAAGUUAUAAAGAUGGAAAGGGAAAGAAACUCAGACACGAUGGUUUCCUGAUGUCUUCGAAGGACUGUGAAAGAAUCACUGCGCAUGGAGGAGCAUUUCUGGAGGAUUUGAAGCUUCGUACUGGUGUUGAUAUACGAGUUGGGUAUUGCAGCAACUCAGAUGCUUACACUGGCUGGUUUGAGGCGGUGAACGAAGUCGGCCUUUUUAAUGGAACUAAUGAGGGUAUUAAACAAUGCGAAUUCGAAAUUUUGGCCCAUUGUCUUAAUGCGAGAGAUGAACCGGAUGUUGGCAUUGAUAUACUCUAG
Messenger RNA from Botrytis sinoallii, 1095 nucleotides. RefSeq lists its product as uncharacterized. Lineage: Eukaryota; Fungi; Ascomycota; Leotiomycetes; Helotiales; Sclerotiniaceae. The record is from RefSeq and is a predicted model, not a curated record. Bases 1 to 1095 code for a protein of 364 amino acids. The transcript is spliced from 3 exons.